UACGACGAAACAGGCCGGCUGAAUCCUUGGGCUGAAUGAAUAGGCUGAAUUUGUUAUUGUGCUGUUCGUAGGCGCUGGAGUUUGAGUUCACAGGCGUAGUGAGGAUUACUUUAGGUUACGGAGGUGCCUGUGCUAUUCUUGAAGGGCUGAAUUUAGUUGCCAGAAGUCCAAGACAAAUGCUGGUUUGUCUACCAGGAAGUGUAAAUUAAAAUCUUCUGAAACCAGCAUAGUGUGAUACAAGCUUCAAAUGGCUUCCCUUAAUGAGGUGGUGAAAAUUCACCAGAGCCUAGUGAAAGAGUGGUCAUCAAAGACCAGGAAUCUCAAGAAAUGUGAAGACUAUCUUACAAAGGCAAAGCUGGCGCUGACCCGGCUCACCUUCCUGCCGACGUCGCACGCCGAGGCCUCCAAGCAGGAGCUGAUCAUCGCGCGUGACGUGCUCGAGAUGGGCGUGCAGUGCGCCGUCGAGCGUCACGACAUCCCCGCCUUCGAGCGCUACAUGGCCCAGCUCAAGUGCUACUACAACGACUACAAGGGCUCACAGCUGCCCGAGUCGGCGUACCAGCUGCAGCUGCUGGGACUGAACCUGCUGGCGCUGCUGGCGCAGAACCGCGUGGGCGAGUUUCACACGGAGCUGGAACUGCUGCCGUCAGACGCCAUCCACAACAACGUGUACAUCAAGUACCCCGUGGCCCUGGAGCAGUACCUCAUGGAGGGCAGCUAUAACAAGAUCUUCCUGGCCAAGAGCAGCGUGCCCGCCUUCCACUACCGCUUCUUCGUGGAGCUGCUGCUGGAGACGAUCCGGGAGGAGAUCGGCGCCUGCAUGGAGAAGGCGUACGAGCGCAUGACGGCCGGCGAGGUGGUGCGCAUGCUCGGCCUCUCCAGCAAGGCCGAGCUGCCCGUCUUCGUCACCAAGCGCGGCUGGUCGACGGACAGCAGCGGCUACGUGGUGUUCCCGCGUGAGAAGAAAAUCAGCCACGAGGAGGGCGUGGCCUCGCUCGAGCUGACCGAACAGACCAUCGAGUACGCCCGCGAGCUGGAGAUGAUCGUAUGAUGGGGCGGCGAGCCCGCCCCACCCGCGGACUUGGUGACCAGCCGGCCGGUCGGCGGGCUCGGCGGGCUCGGCCGGCCACUCAGCGCCGACGCCGGCGCCGGCACCACCGGCGCGCCGGUGGCGCGGCUCCGGACCUCUCCCAGUGGCGCCAGGGUGCGCGUGGGACCGAUUGUCGCCGGUUUGUGUCGCGACCGAUGAUGGUGCUUCGUGCUGAGCGCCGGUCGCGAAAUACAUGCUUAGUUCUGUU
Messenger RNA from Pollicipes pollicipes, 1298 nucleotides. RefSeq names its product regulatory particle non-ATPase 12 (gene Rpn12). The coding region runs from base 248 to 1051 and encodes 267 amino acids. NCBI's taxonomy places the organism in Eukaryota, Metazoa, Arthropoda, Thecostraca, Pollicipedomorpha, Pollicipedidae. The transcript is spliced from 6 exons. Gene Ontology annotation, biological process: proteasome-mediated ubiquitin-dependent protein catabolic process. The record is from RefSeq and is a predicted model, not a curated record. Gene Ontology annotation, cellular component: proteasome regulatory particle; proteasome regulatory particle, lid subcomplex; nucleus.